This is a messenger RNA of Ziziphus jujuba (common jujube), 1559 nucleotides long. Its product is annotated as UDP-glycosyltransferase 87A2-like. NCBI's taxonomy places the organism in Eukaryota, Viridiplantae, Streptophyta, Magnoliopsida, Rosales, Rhamnaceae. The record is from RefSeq and is a predicted model, not a curated record. The transcript has 2 exons. Gene Ontology annotation, molecular function: UDP-glycosyltransferase activity. Bases 48 to 1442 code for a protein of 464 amino acids.
AGAGCGCAGCGGUUUAAACUUGUAAAAAAGCUCAAAAUUUUGGAGAAAUGGAUUCCAGCAGGGCAGAACCAACCAAAGUCUGCCACGUCGUGGCCAUGGCGUCUCCCGGUCGAGGCCACAUCAAUCCGAUGAUGAACCUCUGCAAGUUACUGGUUUCCAAAAGCAAAAACAUCCUGGUCACCUUCGUUGUCACCGAGGAGUGGCUUGGCUUCAUCGGCUCCGAAGCCAAGCCCGACAGCAUACGCUUCAGCUCCAUUCCUAAUGUUGUCCCUUCGGAACGUGUCCGAGGCGCCGACAUUUCGGGGUUCGCGGAAGCCGUGAUGACUCAAUUGGAAGCUCCGUUCGAGAGGCUUCUGGAUCGGCUUGAGCCAUCGCCAAGUGUUAUUCUGGCUGAUAUUUUUCUGCGGUGGGUGGUUGGCGUGGGGAACCUGAGGAAUAUUAAAGUGUCGUUGUUUUGCCCGACGUCUGCAUCCAUGUUCUCCAUUUAUCAACAUUUCCAUCUUUUCGAACAGAACGGUGAUUUCCCGGUUAACUUGUUAGAGAAAGGGAUGGAACGCGUGGACUACAUUCCAGGAGUUUCUUCAACACGAUUUGUUGACUUUCCUCCCCAUGUAGCAGGGGCAAGUCCACGAACACUACACCGUAUCCUUGAGGCUUUCACUUGGUUGGUUCAGGCACAUUGUCUCAUAUUCACAUCCAUCUACGAGCUUGAACCCCACACCAUUGAUGUUCUGAGAGCAGAAUUCUCAAUUCCAUUAUACACUGUUGGCCCUGCAAUACCUUUCUUCCAAGUAGGAGAGAAGCUAUCUCCUAGUAUCGAUGGCAAACUCAACUACUUAGAGUGGCUAGAUUGCCAGCCACCAAACUCUGUUCUGUACAUCUCAUUGGGAAGCUUUAUGCCUGUUUGUAGUGCCCAAAUGGAUGAAAUAGCUGCUGGUUUGAAGAAGACUGGGGUUAGGUUCAUAUGGGUGGCUCGUGGCGAAACAGAGAGGUUGAAAGAAGAAUGUGGGGAUAAGGGACUGGUAGUGCCCUGGUGUGAGCAAUUGAGAGUUCUGUGCCAUGAUUCUGUUGGGGGGUUUUUGAGCCAUUGUGGUUGGAAUUCUGUACAAGAAGGGAUUUUCGGUGGAGUUCCUUUUCUUACUUUCCCUUUAGCCUUUGAUCAAGGACACAAUAGUAAGGUAGUGGUGGAGGAUUGGAAAGUUGGGUGGAGGGUGAACAAGAAUAAUAAUAAUGUUGGUGCUGGGGAGGAUAAUUUGGUAAUAAAAAGAGAGGAAAUUGCAGAUUUAGUGAAGAGGUUUAUGGAUUUGGAAAGUGAUGAAGGGAAAGAAAUGAGAAGAAAAGUGAGACAGCUUCAGAAGAUAAGUCAUGGUGCUAUUGCAGAAGGUGGAUCAUCUGAAACGAAUAUCAAUGCCUUCAUCAGAGACAUUGCUAAUAUCAAGUAAAAUUUCAAUUAUAUAUAUAUAUAUAUAUAUAUAUAUAGUUUUGCUAUGAAACACAUGUAUUUCUAUGCUAUCGAGGGCAAUGCCUAGUUACAUUACAUGUAACGUAGUUAUAUUACA